GUGUGCGUGCACUGGGGCGACAUCACUUCCUUCCCUGCGCUCUGGUAUUCUCGCUUCUUCCACAUAAUCAGGAAUUACUCAUAAUAAUCAGUGUCUCCAUUAUUGUACGGGAAACGGUCAGACGGGGUUCCCAACCUGGGGACAGUCUUGGUGAUUACAACUUGGAUAAGAAGAAAUUCCUGGAGAUCUUCUUUAUGCUAACCAUCGCUGAGCUGGAGAGACCAGUUGGAUGGACAGCUUCUGGAUUUGGAUAUUACAUAUUUCAGAUUUCACACUGAGACAACAGGAUAAAAUGUUGCCCCUGCAAAAACAGGAUCAGUUUGACAACUUGGAGAAGCACACACAGUGGGGGAUUGAAUUUGUGGAGAGGUACACCAAAUUUGUGAAAGAGCGAUCAGAAAUCGAAAUCAACUAUGCAAAACAAAUUAGGAAUUUAUCAAAGAAGUAUCAGCCCAAGAAGAAUUCAAGAGAGGAGGAAGAGAGCAAGUACACAUUCUGCCGAGCUUUCCUCUUGACACUUAAUGAGUUAAAUGACUACGCCGGCCAACACGAAGUUAUUGCAGAGAACUUGACGUCUCAAAUCAUCACAGAACUGUCUCGAUACUUGCAGGAGCUCAAGACAGAAAGAAAAUCGCAUUUCCAGGAUGGGCGUAAGGCACAGCAGCAAAUCGAGAGCUCAUGGAAGCAGCUGGAGUUGUGUAAAAGAAGGUUUGAGAGAGACUGUAAAGAGGCAGACAGGGCGCAGCAGUACUUUGAGAAGAUGGAUGCUGACAUUAACGUGACGAAAGCCGACGUGGAAAAGGCACGACAGCAAGCCCAGAUGAGGCACCAGAUGGCUGCAGACAGUAAGAAUGAUUACUCCUCCUACCUGCAAAAGUUCAACCAGGAGCAGAACGAACAUUACUUUACAGUUGUCCCCAACAUAUUCCAGAAACUUCAAGACAUGGAGGAGAGGAGAAUUGAGAGGAUUGGAUUGUGCAUGAAGACGUUUUCAGAUGUGGAUCGCCAAGUGCUGCCCAUAGUGGGGAAAUGUUUAGAUGGUAUGACAAGAGCUGCUGAGUCCAUCGAACCCAAAACUGACUCGAAGCAGGUGGUGGAGUCAUACAAGUCGGGGUUCGAGCCCCCAGGUGAUGUUGAAUUUGAGGACUACGGCCAGGCCAUGAAGAGGACGACGUCUGACACCAGCCUGUCCAACUCCAAAGAGGGAAAGGAGAAGCCAGCCGGAAAGAGCAAGGGCAAACUCUGGCCUUUCAUUAAGAACAAGAACAAGCUUAUGUCCCUGUUAACGUCCCCCCACCAGCCCCCACCUGCCCCCCCUGCCUCAUCCCCACCCUCACCCUCUGCUGUUCCCAACGACCCCCAGUCUCCCAAGCAGCACAAGGAGCCCCUCUCCCACCGCCUCAACGACUUCAUGGCCUCCAAACCCAAAAUGCACUGCCUCCGGAGCCUGAGGCGAGGGCUUUCUCUCAAGCUGGGUUCUGGACCUGAAGACUUCAGCCACUUGCCCCCAGAACAGAGGAGGAAGAAGCUGCAGGGCAAAAUUGAUGAACUAAAUAAGGACAUUCAAAAAGAAAUGGAUCAGAGGGAUGCACUAACCAAAAUGAAAGAUGUGUAUGUGAAGAACCCUCAGAUGGGAGACCCAGCCAGCGUUGAUCCCCGGCUAUCAGAAAUAGAACAAAAUAUCGAGAAGCUGCAGAAUGAAGUGCAGAAAUUUGAGGGCUGGUUAGCAGAGGUUGAGGAGAGGAUGCCAUCCAAGAGCGACACGUACCGUAGACAAAGUGGACUCUAUGAGACCCAGAACACCACAUCAGUAAGCAACAACUGUGCCCAGGACAGAGAGAGCCCGGAUGGCAGUUACACAGAGGAGCAGAACACAGAGACUCAGGUCAAAGCCACCAUUAAUGCCAACCCCACCUCCUCCACGCCGGAGUUCGAUGAUGAGUUUGAUGACGAAGAGACGUUGCCCACCAUCGGCACCUGCAAAGCCUUGUACCCUUUUGAAGGUCAUAACGAGGGUACCAUUGCUGUGGCAGAGGGUGAGCUGUUAUACGUCAUUGAAGAAGACAAAGGAGACGGCUGGACACGAGUGCGCAGAAACGAGGAGGAGGAGGGUUAUGUCCCUACAUCCUACAUUGAGGUCUUUUUGGAAACAAAUGCCAAAGGUGCAAUGACGUACAUCUAACUCUGCAAAUGUGUU
Molecule: messenger RNA, 2197 nt
Organism: Thalassophryne amazonica
Lineage: Eukaryota; Metazoa; Chordata; Actinopteri; Batrachoidiformes; Batrachoididae
Product: formin-binding protein 1-like
Exons: 16
Coding region: 230-2182 (650 amino acids)
Biological process (GO): signal transduction
Molecular function (GO): protein binding
Source: RefSeq, a predicted model, not a curated record